UCUAAGGUGAACUCUCGAGUAAAACGGUUUAUUUUUUUAAUAAAAUAAAAAAAAAUUGGUGGAACUUUUAACAACAAAAAAUAAAAACAUUACGGGAGUUAAGAAAAAUUUUAAGAAAAAAAAAGUUAUAUAAAAUAUUACCAAAAAUAUAUUUAAAAAACAUCAACUAAGUAAAGAAAACUAAAAAGAUUUUUAAUUAAAAAUUAAUUUAAUAAAAAAGAAACAUACGUAAAAGUUUAAUAAAAUAAUUUGAAAAAUAUAUUAUUUUAAUUUAUAUUAAAAUAUAUAAUAAAUCACAAAGUAAAUUAAAAAAUUUAAUAAGUUAAUUGUUUUUUAAAAAAUAUCUUUAACAAAAUAACUCACAAUACAAUGGAAUACCGGUGCUCGAGUAGAUUAACAACCAAAAUUUUAGCAUUAUUUUGUAUUAUUAACUUAAAUGUCCACAUCGCCAGUGCCUCAUUAUGGAACAGUUAUGGCAGCAGUAGCAGCAGCAGUAGUGAUAGUAAAACAUUAAGUUUGGCCAGAUGUAGUGGCGGUAGAGGUUUAAAAUAUUUAUCCGGUGAUGCUUUAACAGACUCACCCGAUUGCUUGGGUCCCAAUAAUGCUCCCUAUCCAAGUGCGGCCGUGGCGCGAACAUUUACCAAUUGGAACGGAAGUUCACGACGUGGCCGUCAAAGUAAAUUGCCAUCAACAUUAGAUCCCGCCAUUACAACUAGCGCUCUAUUGAGGGCUUACAAUGAAGUUAAUAAUGAAGAUAUUGAUAAUCAUCGUUUUGGCCGCUCAUUGAAGCAAACACCACAAGUCGACCAGUGCAGAAGUACCCCAGCACGUUUGUGUAAGACACGCUACAAUACCACCGCACCCAUGUAUGGUGUCAGUUUGACAUCAGGCCAACCCGUUACCAUUGUACAAAAAUUCCCCGAUCUCUUGCAACAAGUUGUCUUUGAAGUGUGCGAAUCUUCUGAAUGUGAUGUGGUUAGAGGUGAAUGUACUCAAACUUAUGUGCCUUAUUUAUUUUUGGUUAUACCUCUGGGCCCUGUUACCUUAACGGGCCAGGAUUAUGUUUUGGUUGAAAGUGGUUGUGUUUGUAAACCUAAAUAUUCGACAGGAGCGACUCAAGAACCUAAUAUGAUACCAUAGUUUAAUUAAGUUUUUCAUGUAUGUAUAUGUAGUAUAAGGCGGGCAAAAAAACAACAUCAACAACAAAAUUGUUUUGAAAACAAUUACAAAUUAUAUUAUUAUUAUUAAAAAACAUAAAAUUUGAAAAAAAAAAAUCUUUAUAAUUUAAAUGUAAUUUUAAACGAAAACAUAAACUA
Molecule: messenger RNA, 1316 nt
Organism: Lucilia sericata (common green bottle fly)
Lineage: Eukaryota; Metazoa; Arthropoda; Insecta; Diptera; Calliphoridae
Exons: 5
Coding region: 370-1140 (256 amino acids)
Source: RefSeq, a predicted model, not a curated record